GUUCCACUGGAUUCAACAUACAAAAUCCACUGAGAAUUCAUGACAAGGGUAAAUUGGGGGGGAAAAAAAAUCAUCUGAAAGAAAAGAAUUGCCACUGUUAUUAUUCAUUGUACUGUUAUACCGUUAUUUAGACUUCGUCCAAGGCAAGGGGACUUACAAUAUUAUUGACACUAUGCACUGAUCAAUUUCUGAUAUUUGUUUUACAGUUAACACACAAUUUUACAGAACUGUGUUUACAUCUUUACAUAAAAAGUUGUGUAGUUGUCAAUGCAUUGUUCAGUAUAGCGCCAUUUGUCCUACAUUAUUAAUUAUUGAAAAAAGAUUGCUUAAGGAUUUGUCAUUAUGUUUUUUCUUAACUUGACGACUGAGAAUUGUCGAGACGAGUGCUGUUCAGUUUCACAUUUAGGCAGCAGUUUCACAUUUAACUGGCUUUGUUAUCUUUUCGUCGUCUCAGAGUUCAGUCUUAAAGCGUCGCACCGCUGUCACCCUGCUGUGACACUCCAGUGAACCUGGUGCGUGGUAAUUCCAGCAUGCGUUUGGAUCGCUUUCACCAUUCCUAUGGAGCGCCGCUUCAACAGACGUCACCAGGCGCGUCAGUGCGAACGGAGCUCCGGCUGCACGGUGACGUCACGCACCGCGCGGGCUCUUCCCGAAAGUUGCGUUCGGAGCGGUACCAAGACUGAAGUUCGGCAUACAAGUCUUUUUCAUGAUGAGGAUUAAAUAGCAAAUUUAUGAUGGGGUGAAUUGGCUGGAAACAUCAUCUUAAUCUGAUUAGGAGAUUAAGAUGUUUUCAGAGAUUACUUUAUAAACCAGACUGAUAACAGAGAGAGAAGGAUACUUUGGAAGUUUGCAGGGUUGGAAGACAGAUCACAGUAAGCAGAGAAAAUGCCAGUUAUUAAUGUAGAGGACUUGACGGACAAGGAUAAAGCAAAAAUGGAGGUAGAUCAGCUUAAAAUUGAGGUGAAACUUGAGAGAGCAUUGGUAUCUAAAUGCUGCGAGGAGGUGAGAGAUUAUAUUCAGGGUGGAGUAGAGGAGGAUCCUCUCGUCAAAGGUAUUCCCGAGGAGAAGAAUCCAUUCAAGGAGAAGGGUGGAUGUGUAAUUUCCUAAAGAAGACUGACGACAAAUCUUCAUCUCAGAGUUUAGCCACCUUUAGCACUUGGACACCAUUUAAAUUAAUCAUAGCUGGAACAUCCUCUGUUGACUGAAAGGGAAGAAGGGCAUGAAAAAAUAGCUUUUUCCACCUUGUAACAAAUCCCCAGGAUCCAA
Molecule: messenger RNA, 1266 nt
Organism: Scleropages formosus (Asian bonytongue)
Lineage: Eukaryota; Metazoa; Chordata; Actinopteri; Osteoglossiformes; Osteoglossidae
Gene: gngt1
Product: guanine nucleotide binding protein (G protein), gamma transducing activity polypeptide 1
Exons: 4
Coding region: 886-1107 (73 amino acids)
Biological process (GO): G protein-coupled receptor signaling pathway
Cellular component (GO): heterotrimeric G-protein complex
Molecular function (GO): G-protein beta-subunit binding
Source: RefSeq, a predicted model, not a curated record